Molecule: messenger RNA, 2986 nt
Organism: Vitis vinifera (wine grape)
Lineage: Eukaryota; Viridiplantae; Streptophyta; Magnoliopsida; Vitales; Vitaceae
Exons: 4
Coding region: 1548-2855 (435 amino acids)
Biological process (GO): double-strand break repair via nonhomologous end joining; interstrand cross-link repair; protection from non-homologous end joining at telomere
Molecular function (GO): damaged DNA binding; 5'-3' DNA exonuclease activity
Source: RefSeq, a predicted model, not a curated record
CCUGUCCCGACAUACAUAUUUUUCAAUGUUAUCUACCAUUUAUUAGGAUAACAUAAAAAAAAUAAAAAAUAAAAAAUAAAUUUUAAUAAAUUGAUUUUAGUUUCUUCUUCCGCACCGUCCAACAAAUUUGCCAAUACUUUAUUACGUAAAAUUGAUUAGUUUUUGACAUCCCAUCUCUAAAUAUUUAGGCCAUGAAAUUACUCCUUCAUACAUACCACCUUUGUGGUCAAUCUCUAAUCCAACUUCUACCUUUAAGCCUAAUCUUUGAUUUGAACUCUACCCACUAUUAGCAUAAUGAAAUUAGAACUAACAAGAUUAGAAAAUAAUAUUUUUUUGAGAAUAAACCCGAUUUAUUGCUGCUGGGUGAGCAUCAACAUUAGGCCCAGACCUUGGGAAAUUUCCAAGGCUUUAAUGAGUUUUGUUUUGUUAUGUGCUGGUUGGUGCCUGGUGGCACAUGGGUCAAGGUUUCGGUUCGGAUAGUGCCUUUCUUUUGAUAGAACUAAUACACCUAUUGUACUUUAUUAGAAAUUAAUGCCCAACCCAACUCUCGAUUUCAAAGUAAUAAUCUUUAUAUUUUGGGAUAAAAUAAUUUGAGCUUUUACGCCUUUGACCUUGGAUUAGACCAUUUCUUACUCCAUAGGUUCAGACACACGUAUUGGAUCAAAACCAUUUCCAAACGUAUUUUCCAACUAAGAAAAUAAUUUCUAACUUUUCAUAAUAUUAAUUAAAUAGAUUUUUAACUUUUAAGAAACCAAUCUAAAUACCGUGUUUUUUACUAUACACAAAGAAAAACUUUUUUAGUAUCUUCGUAUAAGAUUAAAUCCUUAAUUAGAGGAUUAAAAAGUUUAAAAUUUUCUAUUAUAUAACAGUAUUAAUUAGCAUUUGGGUGUUUCUAUUCAAAAUGUAUAAAAUAAAAUUCUUAUAUAGGAGGGUUUCAUUGAUUAACUAUUUUAAUAAAACUUAUGAUUUGUUCAAAGAAUCUCUCGAGAUUUGAGCAAUUGUAAAUGAUAUAAAUAGUAAAUAUGUUUUAUUUUAUAUAAAUUCAAAAUAAUUUUUUUUAUAAAAUGUAAUAUUUUGAUGAUAUUUGUAUUAGGUUUUUUAAGUUUUGAUGAAUUAUAGAGAUAAAUACCUAAUUUUAUUUUUUUAUAUUUUUACGUUUAAAAAUGAAAAUAGGAAACCGAUUUUGAAUAUUUUAAAAAUAAAAAUAUAAAGUAAAAAAUAGAAGGACACUGAAAUGAUAGUUAAAUUAUUAUUACGACCUUUUUUAUUUUUAAAAAGUAUAGUUUUGGACCGUGAUUCUUUUUCACUGUCUACGUGGCAAAAUAAUAGGUGGUACGCAAACCCACCGGAGGGAUUAUCACCGGAGAGGAUCCAAACUCAUCACUAUAAAAGCCCAAACCCUUGAAAAUUCAAAAAAAAUCUAUUUCCGCCAAAAUGGAACCAAAUCUCCAUCUUCUCUCAUCGCGCUCUGUCCCAACCCUAGAUUCUGAAUCUGCAUUCUGCAAUCAAUCCAAACCCUAGCUCCGGAAAGGACAGCUUUUUGAAGAAUGGAGAAAGGCCUGAUAUCGGUGGAUCGGUGGAGCGAUCACAGCCAGGUCUACUUCCUCACGCAUCUCCACUCCGAUCACACCCAGUGCUUGUCCUCUUCGUGGACCAAGGGGCCUCUUUUCUGCUCUCGCCUCACCGCGAAGCUCUUUCCCUUCAAAUUUCCUAAUUUCAACCUCUCUCUGCUUCGAAUUCUUGAAAUUGGGUCUUGGCACUCCGUUUCUCUGGUUUCGCCUUCCUCCGGAUCGGAAACUACUGUUGAUGUCAUGGCCAUUGACGCUCACCAUUGCCCUGGUGCUGUUAUGUACUUGUUUCGUGGUGAUUUUGGUUGCAUGCUUUUUACUGGUGAUUUCCGUUGGGAGGCAACUAAUGAGAGGGCCAAGAUAGGAAGGACCAUGCUCCUCCAUGCUCUUGAGGGAGAUAGAGUUAACAUUCUUUACUUGGAUAAUACCUACUGUAAUCCAUCAUUUUCUUUUCCUUCUCGAGAAGCUGCUGCUCAGCAGGUCGUUGAUAUCAUUGCAUCCCAUCCUAAACAUGAUAUCAUCAUUGGGAUUGACACUUUGGGAAAGGAAGAUCUUUUACUUUACAUUUCACGAUCUUUAAAAGUAAAGAUUUGGGUAUGGCCAGAACGCUUGCAAACUAUGCAUCUUCUUGGAUUCCAUGAUAUCUUCACAACCAAAACUUCUCUUACUAGGAUAAGAGCUGUUCCUCGUUACAGUUUUAGCAUCAACACUCUUGAGGGACUAAAUACAGUGCGCCCAACCAUUGGAAUCAUGCCAUCUGGUCUUCCAUGGGUUGUGAAACCGUCAGAAGGAAAUGACAAUCCCGCCGGUCCUCCUUCAAUUUCUCACCAUUGUGGAAACAAACGAAUAAUAAAUGGAGGGCCCCGUGCUGAAAUAAAUAAGAAGGGAAAAUUGAGGUCUGUGGUAAGGUUUCAUCAAUACAUUUAUUCGGUUCCCUAUUCUGAGCACUCUUGCUUUCCUGAGAUAGAGGACUUUAUUAAGCUUGUUCAGCCAAUCAACAUUAAAGGUAUUGUGUCUUCAUCAUUUUGCUAUAUUGAGCCUCUUUAUUAUUUUGGUGGACUUUGCGGAGUAAACCCGUCAUCACAGAGGCUACCUCGUAAGUCUGAAAGGAGAGAAAAAUAUGAGAAUAUUGAAGCUAAGACCAAAUCUAAUUCUGGAAGCAGUAACUUUACCGAUGCUGAAAACAGGAAAAGAAAGAUUGAUUUUUUAGGCAGCCAUUUGAGGAGGGUGAGCAUACUGAGACGAGCACAACGUGGUGUAAAAAUUGUGGAGAAUGAUAGCCCAUGAUUAAACGAGUUGAAUAUUCAUGUUAUAUUAGCUUGCAAUCGUAUGAGAGUUGUAUAUUCUACUUGGACCUGAGAAAUGACGCAUAAAAUUCCGGAAUUCACCUGAAAUCGAAAUGCCCAAUUUUUUCGUCA